AUGGCGGUGACAAAGUUGUUAUUUGCUUUUUUAGCGAUUUCCGUCAUUCAUUAUGUUUGUGGGGAUAUUUCAUCUGACUGGAUCCUGUUCUACAGAAACAUUUUCAGCUCAUACAAUAAGAAUAUCUUCCCCAGAGAAGAACAAUCCGACAAUGUUACUGUAAAACUUACUUAUUACCUCAACGCCAUCAACAAUUUUGACGAAAUUUCAGGAGUUUUGAAGACGGUUGGAUUUUUAGAAGUAGAGUGGGAAAAUGAACUUGCAGCAUGGGCUGAGAAACCACGCGGAAUGUCUGCUCCUAUUCCAGACACCAUGAUUCCGCUCACGGAUCUUUGGCAUCCACCAAUAACACUUGCUAACUCCGUCACUUCACUUGCAGAGCUUGGAUCAAACAAGGAUUUAGUCUGGGCAAAAUUUUCUGGGACACACAUUUGGCGACCUGCAGUUAUUCUGUCUUCUUCGUGCUCUACAAAUCCUCUUUAUUUUCCUUUUGAUACUCAGAAAUGUAACUUGACUUUUCGCGCCUGGGAUCAUAUAUCUUCAGAGAUCUUAUUAACUGCUCCGGACUCAAAAGUAAAUUUAGAUUUUUACGCCCCAAGUGAACAAUGGGAAUUAAUGGACUCAGAGGUCCUAAUCUGGGAAAGAGAUCGAAAUUCGUAUGUAACAUUUACUUUGAUAAUACGGCGAAUUCCGCUUUGGUUUAUCAUUAAUAUGGCAGCACCUAUUGGGUUGUUAGGACUUCUGACAACUUUUGUUUUUCUGCUCCCAAUCGAAGAGGGCCGUGUUGGAUACGCUUUGGGAUCAUUUCUGACAUUUUCUGUCUAUUUGUCUUAUAUUAUCGACAGUUUGCCGAAGGCUUCAGAUCCUAUGUCGUAUUUGACAAUAUACAUCGUGAUUCAAGUUAUUAUGAGUGGAAGCGUUUCCUGCAUUUCGGUAUUUACCGUGCGGUUGUACCUUAAAGAUGAGUAUGCUAGAGUUCCAACAUGUCUUGCUCUCUUUAUUGGUUUCAUCUGCUGUAGAUUCUGUGCAAAGGAUGAAUUUGAUGACAUUUAUAAACCGGAAGAACCUGUUGUUAAGGAAAUCGGUAACACCACGGAAAUCGACAGCGAAAAUGAACCACCACAGAGAGAACAUAUGAAACCAGAGAGUCUGUCUUCUAGCGUCAAAUUCGGCGUCCCGAAUAUCAAGUGGAAACCAAUAGAUGCUGACAGAGAUGACGAGGAAGAUGCAGAUAAACUCGGCCCAAUCACAAUACCGCGGGUUGGAUGGAAAAUGGUGGAAAUUGAUGCAAAAGAUUGA
Saccostrea echinata is the source of this 1299-nucleotide messenger RNA. RefSeq names its product neuronal acetylcholine receptor subunit alpha-3-like. The record is from RefSeq and is a predicted model, not a curated record. Gene Ontology annotation, molecular function: neurotransmitter receptor activity; extracellular ligand-gated monoatomic ion channel activity; transmembrane signaling receptor activity. Gene Ontology annotation, cellular component: neuron projection; synapse; membrane. NCBI's taxonomy places the organism in Eukaryota, Metazoa, Mollusca, Bivalvia, Ostreida, Ostreidae. The transcript is spliced from 2 exons. Gene Ontology annotation, biological process: nervous system process; signal transduction; monoatomic ion transmembrane transport. The coding region runs from base 1 to 1299 and encodes 432 amino acids.